AAAGUUGGUAAAACAUUGGCACCCAUGGUUUGGCUUAUGUUUUACACUGAAAACAUAUAGAGAGACGCAGAGAGAAUCUUCCAUGUUUCUUACGCACUCUUCUCUCUCUUCUUGCAACCAUUACCAGAGCAUGCACAUCAUAAACCAUGCGUUUUAUUACGCUUAUGUCUCUUCCGUCUUUCUUAAUUCACAUGUCACUGCCCUACUCAGACAUUAUCAUCAACAACAACAACAAUAAUAAUAAGGUUUCUGAAUUGGUCGUGUCGUGUCCAUGGCUGUGUCCAACGGCGUCGAAGCAGUGUUAGAGUUUCUGCGGAAGAAUGGCUUGUCGGAGGCGGAGUCCGCGCUCCGAGAAGACAUCAUCGAGAACACCGACCUCGGAAACUUCGACUACGAGAAGUUCUUCUUCCCCAUGGUCCCGCCGCCGCCGCCGGUCAGAGUCCGAUCCUUCUCCCGACCGUCCGAGCUCGCCGCCGCGGACGACGGCUCCUCCAAAUCCAGCGCGGACGAGUUCGUCACCAUCGAUUCUUCCACUUCUCACGUCUCUUCUUCAGAAUUCGUAAAUCCAUAUGGAAUCCGUUCCUCGUCUCAGACUCAGAAUGAUUCGGAGUCUUCGUCUGAAAGAUUAUCUCAGUUUGGCACAGCACGUGAUUAUCACGAUUUUGAUAUGCAAAAUGAACCGUAUUGGUAUAAUGAAAAAGAUGAAGACUAUUUCAUGACUCCUAAUUUUGAAGGGCCAGACUAUUUUGCGUAUCAGAGUGAAGAUAAGUUUGUCAUGACAGCAGAAACGGACAACCAACGGGACAAUUCUCUGCAUCUUGGUUCCAACUAUGAAGAAUUUCAAUUAAAGGGGAAUAGUAAUGGUGGUUACAUGGACAAGGCAUGCCUUGAUAAUCAUUCCUCUGUAGUGGAUGGAACUGUGACUCAUUCAAAAGGGUUUUGUCAUGUUGAUAACAAGGACCAGUUUAAAGGGGAAUUAGAGGGUAAGGCUGAGAAACCCAGUGUUUCCUGCAGUUGUGAAGUUCCAUUUUGCAAAAGCAGUCCUGGUUCUGGAGGUUCUUGCAGUCUGGAUCCUACAAACUUCAAUUACCCUAACUUGAAGGAAAUCCAUCUGAACAAUUUUCAUUUGGGGGUUGUUGGGGACGUUAACUCUUUUGAUUCUACUUCAGAGCUAACUCUGAAUCAAAGUUUUGACCACUACACUAAAAACGACAGCAGUAAGGAGUACAAGGGUCCUUACGACUUAACUAUCGAAGUUAUUGAUAAAAAUCUACCAAAUGGACUUGACACCUUUAAAGCACAACUUGGUGGAGAAUUAACUGAAGACUGUCAAGAUCCAGAGCUUGCUGCAGAUGGAGAGGAUACAACUGAUGAUGAGCUCUUGAAGUAUACUCAAGAGGAGGAAUACGAAGUGUUUGAUCUGAGAAUUAUACAUAGAAAGAACAGGACCGGAUUUGAAGAAAACAAGGAACUUCCGAUUGUGCUAAAUACAGUCUUGGCUGGAAGGUAUUAUUUGACCGAGUAUCUUGGUUCAGCUGCCUUCAGUAGGGUUGUUCAGGCACAUGACCUUCAGACUGGGAUAGAUGUUUGUUUGAAGAUUAUUAAAAAUGACAAAGACUUCUUUGAUCAAAGCUUAGAUGAAAUCAAGCUUCUGAAACUUGUCAAUAAGGGUGACCCAGCAGAUAAACAUCACAUUUUGCGCCUUUAUGACUAUUUCUACCAUCAGGAGCAUUUAUUCAUUGUAACUGAACUUCUGCGAGCAAACUUGUAUGAAUUUCAGAAAUUCAACCAAGAAUCUGGAGGGGAAGCAUAUUUUACAUUAAAGAGAUUGCAGAUCAUUACUCGUCAGUGUUUGGAAGCAUUGCAAUACUUGCAUGGCUUGGGAAUUGUUCACUGUGACCUGAAGCCAGAAAACAUUCUAAUCAAAAGUUACAAAAGAUGUGAGAUAAAGGUUAUUGAUCUUGGAAGUAGUUGCUUCCAAACAGACAAUCUGUGCCUAUAUGUACAGUCCAGAUCCUAUAGAGCUCCUGAAGUGAUGUUAGGUCUUCAAUAUGAUGAGAAGAUUGAUAUAUGGUCCCUAGGAUGCAUCUUGGCGGAGCUAUGCUCUGGGGAAGUGCUGUUCCCAAAUGAUGCAGUUGUGAUGAUUCUGGCACGCAUAAUUGGAAUGUUUGGUUCUAUUGAUAUGGAAAUGUUGGUGAAAGGACAAGAAACACACAAGUACUUCACCAAAGAAUAUGAUAUUUAUUAUAUAAAUGAGGAGACUGAUCAACUGGAGUUCUUGAUUCCAGAAGAGUCAUCAUUGGAGCAGCACCUACAGGUUACUGAUACUAUGUUUAUCAACUUUAUCAGAUACCUACUCUGCGUCAACCCUAAAAGAAGGCCUACUGCAAGACAAGCACUAAAGCAUCCAUGGCUUUCUUAUGUUUACUAAUCCUUUCUCUGGUGGAAAGUUCAGUAAUUCCAUUGGAGUUAUCCACAUCUCAUGAUCUCUUCUGCUUAUAUUAUGCAUAUAGCAAAGCUUGCAAUCACAAUUUUGGUUUGUUUAUAGGCACACCGAGUGUCACUGUCUCAUUCUGUAUAUUUCUUUUUUGCCUGUUGAUUUAUAGUUU
This is a messenger RNA of Vigna radiata var. radiata (mung bean), 2609 nucleotides long. Its product is annotated as dual specificity tyrosine-phosphorylation-regulated kinase mbk-2. The transcript has 7 exons. Bases 272 to 2431 code for a protein of 719 amino acids. Gene Ontology annotation, cellular component: cytoplasm. Gene Ontology annotation, biological process: peptidyl-threonine phosphorylation; peptidyl-serine phosphorylation. The record is from RefSeq and is a predicted model, not a curated record. NCBI's taxonomy places the organism in Eukaryota, Viridiplantae, Streptophyta, Magnoliopsida, Fabales, Fabaceae. Gene Ontology annotation, molecular function: protein tyrosine kinase activity; ATP binding; protein serine/threonine kinase activity.